Messenger RNA from Anolis carolinensis (green anole), 2145 nucleotides. Its product is annotated as zinc finger protein 24-like. The record is from RefSeq and is a predicted model, not a curated record. The transcript is spliced from 2 exons. NCBI's taxonomy places the organism in Eukaryota, Metazoa, Chordata, Lepidosauria, Squamata, Anolidae. Bases 971 to 1366 code for a protein of 131 amino acids.
AGGGAGGGAGGGAGGGAGGGGAGGCCGAGGAGGGCCCGGGCCUGGCCCACUCCCAGGCGGGCCUUCCUCUCUCGUUCUCUCCCUGGGAACACAGGCCACCACCGCUCUCUCUCUCUCUCUCUCUCUCUCUCUCUCUCUCAGCCAGGCCUGGGCAAGCUCCGGGCCUCCCUCCGGGGCGGGGUUUUGGACUCCAACUCCCAGAAGGCCUCCCCUCAGGCCCCGCAGGCCUCCCCUUCACCUCCACCUCAAGACUGCGGAGAGAGAGAGAGAGAGAGAGAGAGAGAGAGAGAGCAAGGGACUGGGGAAGGGAGGUCAACAGACCAAGAGAAGGAAGGAAGGAAGGAAGGAAGGGCGCUCGGAAAGGGAGGGGCCCCCAGGGAUCAGCUGGCAUGGACAUUCACAACAGAGGGACAUGCAGACAAAGGGACAACAACAACAACAACAACAACAACAAGAUUUGUAUCCUGCCACCAUCUCCCCCAGAGGGGACUCGGCGUGGCUCACAGAAAGAUCCCAUACAAAACAGGAACAAUAUACAAGACAGCAAUCAACAAGAAGCCCUGCUUGACUCUCAAGCCAAAAGUGGGUGGUAGAAAUCACAUGGUACAAAAGCUGACUGGCACAACCUGGGGAUCCCAACCAGGCCCUGGAAAGACAGGCGCUUGGCUCCUCUGCUGCUGAAUUCACAGGCCCAGUGGGGAAGACAUCUCACCACGUUCAAACAGUGGACGUGGCUCUUCAUGAGACAUGCCGCACCGUCACAGGAUGUCUGCGCCCCACACCACUGGAGAAAUGAUACUGUUGAGUCCCUCUGGGGAGAGAGGGCAGUCUAGAAAUGAAAUGAGGAAAUGUGAUUUUUGGCUGAGAAUUUCGGAGUAGAGCCUGUGGAGGGAUUUCUUUCCCUUGAAAGAAAGAAUAGGAGGAAAAGCAUCUUGGAUACGGUUGGGUUCUUCACCAGAGUGGUUCCAACAUGGAGAGACCCAACUCACGUGGGCCUGAAGCAGGACCUGGGGGCAGUGGGGAAUCCUGGGAAAGAACCAGACAUGAGUCCCUGAGUGUGGACCUUGACAGAUCGGACACACAGCGCCAGCGCUUCAGGCAGUCCUCCUACCAAGAGGGUGAAGGACCCAGAGGGGUUUGCAGUCGUCUCCACGAUCUGUGCCGCCAGUGGCUGAAGCCAGAGCAGCACAACAAGGCCGAGGUGCUGGACCUGGUGACCCUGGAGCAGUUCCUGAGCAUCCUGCCCCCAGAGAUGGGGAGCUGGGUCCGAGAGUGUGGGGCAGAGACCUGUUCCCAGGCGGUGGCCCUGGCGGAAGGCUUCCUCCUGAGUCGGGCCGAGGACAAGGAGCAGGAAGGACAGGUGUGAGCAUUCCCUCUGGGUUUCACUAACCUGGGGACUGAUGGACAGGUUAAACGUACACCCUGCCUUUCUUCCAAGAUGGGACCGAUGUGGGGGAUAAGCAAGGCCCUGCUCCCUCGACCUCUCUCCCCACCUGCUCUGCCCCUCCAUCUCUACCCUCAGCUUGGUUGAUGCUCUGCUCAAGAUAGAACAUAGACAAUGAUGGGAGGGGGAGGGGGGCAUUGGUUCCAAACUAGGUUGCCAUCUCAGAGUUAUUCUUUCCAAAAAGGUCUAGAGGUCUGUGAUAUUUCUGAACUUUUCCCAAACUCCUUCUGGAAUGCUCUGUGCUCUUCCAGGCCCAUAAUAAUAACUCCAUGGAAGUCCCUGCACCAGAGGAAUCUCCACCAGACACCACCCAGAGUCUCAGGCAGAAGGAGCUGAAGCGGGAAGGAGACGGGGCUGCCGCCUUGCAGGGUGAGAAGGAACUCUUCUGGGAGUUUUGGGGGUUUGUGCCAGUGGAAAUCCCGCUUUGGGGGGAUGAUUGUACACCCACGGUUUGAGCUUCAGAAGGUGAAGUAUCAUUUGGCCUUGAGAUGGGUAUAUAUCUUAAACUCAUGUCCUUUGUGUGAUGUUUUAUGGACUUAAUAUGUAUUUUAUAGAAAGGCAGUUUUAAUGUAGAUCUUUUAUAGUUAUAUAUAUAUCUUUGUUGAAUUUUGACAAUGUUUGUGUUUUUAAAAUUAUGUUGUAACCUCCCUCGAACUGCAAGGAGAGGCGAGUAAGAAAUAAAAUUAUUAUUAUUAUUAUCA